AUGAGCUCCAAAUCAAUGGCCCCGACGGUCCAACCCAACUCAGCAACGGUCGUAGAACCAGGGCCGAUUUGGUGGUCGAAUGCGAUCUUUUUCGUGUCGAUGCAUGUGCUCGCACUCGUCGGAGCGACCUACCUCAGCCCGUGGCACCAGCUCCGGACCGAGACGAUGUGGUCAGUUCAGAGUCGAGCUCGAGUGACGGGAGCAUAUUCGCUUCGUGGCUUUACUGACUUGGUGUUAUUUUCGAGAGUAGGUUGUGUUUUCUUAGUUGGCAAUUGGCGACAUUCGGGUCAGUCAACACGGCCACAACAGAGCUAGCAGCACCAGCGUGCGGCCCGACAGCGCGAUCGAUCGCUGGAAGCCUCCCCCGCGUGCACGCCCACCCUCACCGGCCUCACCUCGGCAGUCGGCGGCAGUCGGCACUUCGGCCAGCCAGCUCCGAGUCAGGUGGCGGUGGGGAGCCACUUCCCAAGCUGACUAUGGCGCACCGCAAGCUGUCGCACCGCACCGCAAGCUGACAUCUUCCCACCAACUGGGCCCAAAACAGAAUUACCAUCGGAUAUCAUCGACUAUGGUCACACCGCUCCUUCACCGCCGCCUUUCCUCUGCGCGUCGUACUCGCCGGCAUGGGCUGUCUGGGCUUCCAAGGCUCGAUCAAGUGAGUCUACUCCCCAACUUUGAGCCUUCUCACUUGCACCAGCUCAUAUAAAACACUGUAAUGACAGGUGGUGGGUGCUGCGCCAUCGAUUGCACCAUCGCUUCACCGAUACCGAAUCCGAUCCGUAAGUGACCUCUGUUCCCCCGCUCUCUCCUAUCCAUUCUUGUCUCGCCCCCCCCCCCACAUUAAAACUCUCCGCUGGGGGCGGUGACGAAGUUUCGUUCACAGUCCUCAAGGGUUCCCAUGAGCUAAGCCCGGAUGCUCGCCCUAUCCUCCUUGUUAUAUUGCACAGGUACAAUGCCAAACAAGGGCUGUAUCACUCGCACAUGGGUUGGAUCUUUCGCAAGCCGACUUACCCGAGGAUGUGCCUCAUCGACAAGAAGGACCUCGACGCCGAUCCAGGUCCGUCAGCUUUCCUCCUCAGUUGCGAAGUAAACUGUCAGACUGAGGAGCAGACCGGUGAUUGCAGUGGUUCGCUUCCAGCACAAGUAUUAUAUCCCUUUGACGCUGUUUUUGAGUUUGGUGAUGCCGACUUUGAUCGGGUGGACGUGGGGCGAUGCGAUGGGAGGUUAUAUCUGGGGUGGAGUCAGUCCCGCUUCUUUGCCAUCGCACUCUGCCUUGAACGAAAAACCAGUACUGACGUGAAAAUCACGACCGCUCACCUCAGGUCAUUGCUCGAAUCAUGAUCCAACACGCGACCUUCUGCAUCAACUCGUUGGCGCACUAUCUCGGCGACCAAGCCUACUCCGAGGACGUCACCGCGCGCGGUAACUUUUUCCUCGCGCUCUUCACAGGAGGAGAAGCGAAUCAUAAUUACCACCAUGCGUUCCCGAGGGAUUAUCGGAAUGGACCGAGGGCGUUCGAUUGGGAUCCUUCCAAGUGGAUCAUUUGCGCAUUGCACUUCUUGACGCCUUGGGUACCCAAGAUGCAUCAGACCUCAGAGGCCGAGAUCCUUAGAGCCAAAGCUCAUGUUUUGACUGCGAGGGCGGAAAAGGCUGCCAAAGGGUUAGGGGAGGAUGAGGAAGGGGAAGAAGGGUCGUCGUCGUUCAAGGUUUGGGGAACGUUCGCGGAGGGGGAUAGCGAUGAGGAUCGAGGGAGCUCGACGAGCUUCGAGGGUAUCAAUACGAGUGCUAGUGCGAGUGCUAGUGGAUCGGGAACGAGUACGGAUGAGGGCGAGGACGGCGAUGCGUUGUUCGAUCGACGCCUGGGUCGAUUUGAGUCCCAAUCGUUGACGAACCGAAGACGACACCCCGCUCGACAAAAUCCUUUACCCACCUGGACGCGCGCACAACUCGUUGAAAAGCUCGCCGAUCCCAAAACAUUCCCCUCGUCUAGUCGAGCUCCGAUCGUCAUCAUCGUCAAUGGGUUUGCGGUGGAUGUGACCAAAUACGCGCAGGAUCAUCCGGGUGGGUAUGCGGUAUUGAGAGAGUUUGCGUUGGGGGAGGGCAAGGAGCAGAGGGAUGCGACCGAGGCUUUUGAGGGAGGGUUGAACGAUCAUGGCUGGUCCGCGAGGGAGAAGAUGAAGGAUUUGACGAUCGCGAGGAUCGUUUGA
This is a messenger RNA of Microbotryum saponariae, 2207 nucleotides long. Lineage: Eukaryota; Fungi; Basidiomycota; Microbotryomycetes; Microbotryales; Microbotryaceae. The record is from the annotation of a GenBank genome assembly.